Molecule: messenger RNA, 1391 nt
Organism: Pseudogymnoascus destructans
Lineage: Eukaryota; Fungi; Ascomycota; Leotiomycetes; Thelebolales; Thelebolaceae
Gene: NNT1
Product: nicotinamide n-methyltransferase
Exons: 2
Coding region: 32-1135 (367 amino acids)
Biological process (GO): peptidyl-lysine dimethylation
Molecular function (GO): protein-lysine N-methyltransferase activity
Source: RefSeq, a predicted model, not a curated record
AUCGCACAGUGCCCGAGGUGCAGCUGUGUAGAUGGUCCAAUACUCCAGUGGCUGUGGGUGGUGGUCGGAAGUACCUAUACGUACAGUUAUGUAUGUACAGGUACAAGGGACCGAUACCCCUCCUUCCAACAAACAACCUUUGGCCUUGUCAAUUACCGAAGCUGCACGUGACAUCACAUCACAUCGACAGAUUCUUGCUUACCUCUUGCAAAAAAACAGUGCCAGGAUCGGAAAAAGGACUGCCAUAUAUACGCCUAUACGGAAUAUAUACAGGCAAAUAUCGAAUUCGAGAAGGAGGGGCUCAUAUUCCCCCUCAGAACUGACACGAGUAUACCGCAAACCCGUCCCGCCGACACCCCCCCUCCGCCACCAUCAUGCCCUCCUCCGACUCAGGCGACGACACCCACGAUCUCUUCGCCGACCCCCCCGACUUCUACCCCCCUCUCCCCCUCCCACCACCCUCAGCUACCCUACCCCCGCCGGUGACCUCACCCUCCGCCUCGUCGGUCACAACCCACUCUGGGGCCACCACCUCUGGAACGGCGCGCGCGUAGUGUCCACCUACCUCGAAACCACACCCUCUCUCGUAGCAGGGAAAACUGUUCUCGAGCUCGGUGCCGGGGCGGGGUUGCCUAGUCUUGUUGCCGGGCGGCUUGGGGCGAAAAGGGUGGUGGUGACGGAUUAUCCUGAUAAUAGCCUUAUUGAGAAUUUACGGUGGAAUAUCGAGCAUUGCGAUGGCGCGGGGGAGGUUGUGGCAGAGGGGUACCUUUGGGGUGCUGAUUCUAGCCCGUUAGUCGCGCAUCUACCGGUGGAGGAAGGGGAGAAGUUCGAUAUCUUGAUCCUAGCGGAUUUACUGUUCAACCACAGCGAGCACGCUAAGUUGAUAGCGAGCGUUGUGGAGAUGUUGAAGCGAGACGGGAAGGCGCUGGUGUUUUUUACACCGUAUAGACCGUGGUUGUUUGAGGCGGAUAUGGCGUUUUUUGAGGGGGCGAGGGGGGCGGGGCUGAGGGUGGAGAAGGUGUCGGAGGAGAAGAUGGAGAGGGUGAUGUUUGAGGAGGAUAGGGGGGAUGAGGAUGUUAGGAAGACGGUUUUUGGGUAUGUGUUGACAUGGCCGGAGGAGGGGAAGGCGGAGUAGGUGGGGAGGAUGGAUGGAUGGUGCAACUCUAGAUAAUUCUGGUUUGCUGGGAAAUAGAAUCGUUGAAACUCUGCCUGUCCAUAUGUAACUCGGCACAUAUACAGUGCCCUCUUGUCGAGUCCCUUUCAGCCGUCCGAAAAGAGAACUUCGUUUUGACAGCCCAGUCAUCAAGGGCCCGGACGAGAGCAUCUAAAUCGUCAAACUCCGCACAGCAAGGCGAUAAGAUGGCUUUCGAGCCUUCAGAGCCAGUAUGGUG